Molecule: messenger RNA, 9567 nt
Organism: Cyprinodon variegatus (sheepshead minnow)
Lineage: Eukaryota; Metazoa; Chordata; Actinopteri; Cyprinodontiformes; Cyprinodontidae
Gene: setd2
Product: SET domain containing 2
Exons: 23
Coding region: 441-8108 (2555 amino acids)
Biological process (GO): regulation of DNA-templated transcription
Cellular component (GO): chromosome; nucleus
Molecular function (GO): protein binding; histone H3K36 methyltransferase activity
Source: RefSeq, a predicted model, not a curated record
GCAGCAGCGUAGGAGCCACUCAUCCGAGGAUCAUUUCCGACAGCUCCGUAUGGAUUUAACGCUUGCAUGCGUUGCUGCUUAAUGUUUCACAAGGAGAUGAUUGAUAACUUUUAGGAUGGGGGAACCUUGUAAACGUAAUAACUUCAUAAAGUGUGGCGUCACUUUAAAGGCCCCAGUUCUCUGAUUUGGAUUAUUCCCAUGCAGCAGCCUCUUCAGCUCUACUAACCACAGGCGUGUUUCUCCAUGGACACUCUGUUGAAGUCAGAGCUCAGAUUAAUCCAAAUUCAGCGAAAUUGAAGACAGUGCUUCACUGCAGCUGAACAAUGGCCUAACUGAAAAAGCUGUCUUGGAGUUUGUGAAGACAGGAAGGGAGUGCUGAGUCUGUGAAGGUGGAGGGUCUGUCCACGUCAGCUCUGAUUAAAAGCUUGUCUCCCAGAGUCAUGCUCUCCAACCAUCUCUUGCCAAAAGGAACCAAGAUGAGGGUCAACCUGGAAGAUCAGGGUCGUCAGAAAGUGUCCUUCAGCUUUUCGCAGACAAAAAAGCCACUGCAAACUUCACUCUUCAUAUCUUCAAAUCCUGAAACGGGCAUCUCUGAGCCUCACAAUGCCUCUUCACAGUCGAUCCUGGACAAGGUCGGAAAGAAUACAGCAAACAAAACGGAGCAAAAGCAGGCGGCUUCGGUCCCGUCGUCUACACCAGAGACACAUUCUCCAACACCUGUCUCUUCUUCAACUAGACUAAAAAAGAAUGUGGCAAAGAUGCCUUUCAAGAGGCAAAUUCUCAGUGAUUCUGUUACUGAAGAGAAACUGAAGCCUGUUACAUCUGAGGAGAUGCUCGCCUCUGAAUCAGAGGUUUUACCAGACUCCAAGAGUGAAACUGACUUUCCCACUCCCCCUUGUGAGACCAUCAUUAAUGAGAGCCCCUCUAAAGAGGCAGCCACUGAAGCCUCUGAGACAAAAGAAGAUCCCAACAUCAAUAAACCCCUUUCUUCCUCCGGAAAAGAAGAUGAUAGUUCUAGCCCUGCUAAUCGGGAUCACAACUCUUACAAAAGGAAAACCAGGUCACAGUCAGACAGUGCUCCUCCCUGCUCUGAAUCUGAUGGAGACUUAACCCACACGUCUUCCAGUCGCAAAUCAGAUGAUUCGAAAAGCAAAGCAAACUCUGACAGUAGGAACAAAGAGGCCAAAAGAUCUUCCUCUGGUUCACGUAGUGGGGAAAAGGAGAAAGCUUCCUCCAAGCGCACAGAGAAUCAUGAAAGGUCUUCAAGUUACUCCAAAUCUGACCGCGAUUCAAGAAUAACUUCUCGCUCAUCUAGAUCUGACAAGGAUCGCAGGAGGUCCAGGUCGAGAUCACGCUCUAGAUCGAGAGGUUCUCGAACAAGUUCGUCUCACUCCAAAUCUGAGAGAUCCAGGUGUGACAGAGUGUCUCGGUCUGACAGAUCAUACUAUCAUGAAUCUGAGCGACGAUCCCACAGGGGUUCUCCUCGCAGGGAGAAAAGACGCUCUCGCUCCCGGACCGAAAGAACCCGUUACAGUUCUGACUCUGAGGACGACCACAGGAAAACAAGGACGAGGACUAGUGGUUCCAGCAGGUCGUCCAACUACUCCAGCUCACAUAAAGCAUCACAAUCAUCUUCCUACUCAAGAUCCGAGAAAUGUUCAAAAUCUCUGGAGUCACCGCACUCCUCAGAGGUUGAUAGAAGAAUGCAAUCGUCAAAGUCAGAAAAGACUUCAAAGCGUUCCUCAGACUCUGAUUCUCAACAUAGGUGCUCUCCUGAUUUGGACUCCAGUUCCCGCAAAUCUAGCAGUCAUUACAAAUCUGACACUGGUGCCAAAUCCUCUUCUUCCAGUACACACAACAAGUCACAGUCGCACGACAAGCACAGGAAAAACAGCUCUGGUGAUUCUGAGGGAGAACAUAAGGCAAAAUGUCAGCCUUCCGAAAGGAAUACAAGCUCCUUGGAAAAAAGUAGAGACUCUCACGAGAAAACUAGUAGAUCAGAAUCAAAACGAGUAACCCCCUCUAGAUCCUAUAUGAAAUCCCCUAGACGUCACAGAAAGUCAGAUGACUCGUUUCACAGUCCUACCAAAGCACCAUUGUGUGCAACCACAGUAGAAUCUAAUCCUCUGACAGAAAAGGAAAAAUCCAAAUCGGAGCCAAGUGAGGGUUUACAGGGCGAUCAGGGUGUUAAAGAGAUGUUCUUAUCCACUGAAAAAAGUUUGCAAGAGUCUUUAGGCGAGAAUGAGCAAGAAGAGAUACCAGUACUUGAAUCUGAAACAGAAAAUGCCUCAGCCACUCCCUUGAUUGAGAACUUAAAGCCUAUAACCAUCACUCUGGAAAAUGUGUGCAAUGUGAAGGAUGGCGAGCAUGAUUUGAGUUUAAAUCCAGUUUUAAAUUCAGUUAAAAGUGAAGGUAGUGUAAGCUGUGAACAAAAUAACAAAGUCCAGAAUGCCUCUCUUGAUGCUAAAGAAAUGAAUGUCACACUUGAGAUCCAGCAAGACACUAAUACAGAGUUUGUUGAACCCAAUGAAGUUUUGGCAGAUGAAAAGCAAUCUGACCCUCACAAAUUGGAUUUCUCCCAUCUAGGAACCGAAAAUCUGCCGGUGGAAGGACUGGAAAGUAAGGAUGUCGCUAAAAAGAGUACAUGCACUACCAGAAAGUCUCGUUGGGACAUUGUUGGGCAGGACUUGUUUGAAAAUGACAAUUUAAACCAGGCCGCUUGUUCAGAAAAUAAUCAUAGUCCCAAAAAAGUGACAAAAAUUGAGAUUGCUGAAGAUUGUACCCAACAAGACAUGGACAGUAAAUUCAAUAUUCAAUCCAGAGAGUCUAAACAUUCCAUCCCGGGGCCGGACGUCUCUUUAGUAUGUGAGCCUUCACAAGCAAGAACCAGCAUUGACGUCUUUGGCCUAAAUCCUUGUAUGCCUCAAUCACCAAACCUAAAUAAGCCCUCAAUUCUUAAUGAUCAGGUAUCCCAGAUCCACUCAGCUGCAUUAAAUCACAUCCAGAGUAGUGAUGCCUGCGAGAGUAAAUCCCAGGAGAGUACUCCCAGAAGCAAAUCAAGUAUGAUAACACCCAUCAGUCAGGGAGCGUUAGCAAUGCCAAGUGAUGCCAGUGACAGCGAUAACUCAGAGUAUGACUCAGACUGUGACAAAGCUAUGAAACAGUUUCACUCUGUGGUAGUAGUACCCAAGCAUUCAUCCCUUAUUAAAGACAUUGGAAAUGCACAGACCUCUUCGUGUUGUCCUUUAGAUGUUUCAGAUCAGCCCCACAUCCAGAUGGGAACAGCCAACCAAGUUAGCGCACAGCAAACACAGCCCACCACUACUAAUUUAGUUGAGUCACCUCAUAUGGGUGUGCCUUGUCAGUCCCAGAGCAACAUGAUUGAUAGCACCAGUCACUCAGAAGGUUCCAGUGCCAUCAACAGUCAGCAAUCAGCAGCUGGUCCUAACGGUGCCCAAGGAGGUAUGACAGAUCCCACCCUUUUGUUCGGUGAUUCUAGACAACAAGACCAAGGUCUGAACCAGGGAGAGCAGGUGCACCUGCAGUACCAACCGAAUACAUUUUCUGAUAGUGUCAACAACAUGAUGAGUUUCAGUGCAGGGUGGGAUUUUUCUCAACCAGAGCAGCCUACCAGCACAUGCCAGCAGCCUGAUAGCAGCCAUGGGCCCCUGUUAAACACUAAAGCAACAGCAGCCGCUUCUAAGGAGCAAGAUGGGAGACUUACUGUUCCAUCCGGUACACAUCAGUCACCAAACACACAAACUAUCAAAAUACCCUACCUCCAAACACAUGAACAUUAUCAGGAACCUUCGAGUGAAAUACACCCAGACUCCCUCACUAAUGACCAUGAGGACUAUAGGGCUGAAAACUCAUUGAGUCGCAGUAAAGCACUAAACACUCCAGGGCCAGCUAGCUCAGUGCAAGGUCACGAAAUUAGCAGCAACAGCAGGGGUUCUGCUGUACCUGACCCACCUAGAGAGGACAACACCAGACCCCACAGAGGCAGAGUACCGCCCAAGAAAAGGCGUCCGGAAAUCGAGUCGGACUCGGACAACGAGGCUGAAGCUGGACCAUCGAGGAAAAAGGAGCGCCAAAGAGACGCCCCCGUCUCUAAGGAAGCUCCUGCAAAGACAGAGGUGGAUAGACCAUCGCUCACUCUACGCAACUUUCAGGAUGCCAGCAGAUGGAAAGACUUGGCCAAAACGAAAAAGAUGCCACCUUACUUUGACUUGAUUGAGGAGAACAUGUACUUAACUGAGAGAAAGAAAAGCAAGUCUCAUCGAGAUAUAAAGAGGAUGCAGUGCGAGUGCCCGGUACUGUCACGAGAGGACCGUGCAAAAGGAGUGAUGGCCUGCGGGGAGGACUGUUUAAACCGCCUCCUGAUGAUUGAAUGCUCCUCACGGUGUUUGAAUGGAGGCUAUUGCUCGAACCGUCGCUUUCAGAUGAAGCAGCAUGCAGACUUUGAGGUCAUUCUCACAGAAGACAAAGGUUGGGGACUGCGUGCUGCUAGAGACUUGGCUCCAAACACAUUUGUUCUGGAAUACUGUGGCGAAGUGUUGGACCACAAAGAGUUCAAAGCAAGGGUUAAAGAAUAUGCUCGCAACAAGAACAUCCACUAUUAUUUCAUGGCACUAAAGAAUAAUGAGAUUAUUGAUGCAACAUUGAAGGGUAAUUGCUCACGUUUCAUGAACCACAGCUGUGAGCCGAACUGUGAGACGCAAAAGUGGACUGUUAAUGGCCAACUUCGAGUCGGGUUCUUCACCACCAAGGCUGUCACUGCAGGAACUGAACUAACCUUUGACUACCAGUUUCAGAGAUACGGAAAAGAAGCUCAGAAAUGCUUCUGUGGGGCACCCAGCUGCAGAGGCUUCCUUGGUGGGGAGAACAGAGUUAGUGUUCGAGCCGCUGGGGGCAAGAUGAAGAAAGACCGCAGCAGAAAGAACGCCCUGACCACGGUGGAUGAGGAGCUGGAGGCGUUAUUGGAGAACGGAGAAGGGCUGUAUGAUGAGAAACAGGUGGUGUCUCUGUGCAGACUGAUGGUCCGAGUGGAAACCAUGGAGCAGAAACUCCUCUGUCUCAAGCUCAUACAAGACACCCAGAAUCCAUCUUGUCUGAAGCAGUUCUUGGAUCAUCAUGGAUUGUCCUUGUUGUGGAUCUUUAUGGUGGAGCUCUCUGAGUCUAAAGGCAACAGUGCUAAUAACACCAAACUGCAGCUAGAGAUCAUGAAGACCCUGGCUGUGCUCCCCAUCUCCACCAAGAACAUGCUUGAAGAGAGUAAAGUCCUGACCCUCAUCCAGCGGUGGGCUCAGACCAAAACCCUGCCUCAGCAGACUGAGAUGGACGGCUACUCCAGUGAGAACACCUCCCGGGCCCAAACCCCUCUGAACACCCCUGAUGGUUCCUCUGCCAAAAUGGUUCCCGAAUUGGACGGUGACACUUCUAAACCCGCUGUUUACAGACGCCUUAAGAUCAUCAGUGAAAACAGUCUGGACAGCGCUCUCUCAGAUGCUAGCAAAGCAUCCGACGGGAAGGAGGAGGAAGAGGAAGAGGAGGAAGCCGAGACCCUGAACACAGAUCCUCCAGAUGGAGCAGGUUUGAAGGAAGAACAGUCGAGUGAAGCUCCAGCUCCAAUAAAAGAGUCUGUGGAGGAGUCUGGGAAAGAUGCGCCAAACCAGGAAGAGUCGGAAACAAGUUCAAGCAGUCUACAGGAACCUAAAGACGUGGAGAUGAAAGAUGAAACUGAGACUGAGACUGAGCUGAAAAUCAAAGAGACAAAGUGUCCAUCUGAUGAAACUGAGACUGAGCUGAAAAUCAAGGAGACAAAGUGUCCAUCUGAUGAAGCUGAGACUCAGCUGAAAAUCAAGGAGACAAAGUGUCCAUCAGAUGAAACAGAAACCUCAAAGGUUCUCUGUGAAACGCAGGCGGGAGAAGAAAAGCCAGAAAUUCAAAAAGAGCCAGAAAAGGCUGAAUUAGAAGGAGAGCUAUCCUCCAUUAAAUUGGAAGAGGCAGAAGGUCAGUCCAGCCAAACUGUUUCUGUAGAUGUUCCAACUGAGGAGCCAUCCGAGAGGAAGGAGAUGCACAAAGAAGCACAGGAGGCUGAGAAAGUGCCGAGUGUCAGUUCAGAGUCUCAGCCAGGGGACUCUGCCACUAAGGCUCCACCAAACUCUGAGGCACCAGAGGCACCUUUGCCCACGGAGGCAACGCCAAUGCAGGUAGAGCCGUCGGCAAUAGGAACGCCCUCUCAGGAUGAAGAAGAAGGUUUGUCCGAUGUGGAGAGCGAGAGGAGCCAGGAGCCCCAACUCAGUGUUCUGGACAUAAGUGGCAUGGCUGCCAGGCUUCUGGAAAGUUGGAAGGAUCUGAAGGAGGUGUACAGGAUACCAAAGAAGAGUCAGGUGGAGAAGGAAGCCAGAGAUCGGAGCCGUGAUCGCGACUUGGCUUUGGCGCCACGCACCACCUCCCGCAGCCGGGAACGUGAGAGAGAGCGGGAGAAGGAAAGGGAGCGAGACAGAGAGCGAGAUUACGAUAGAGACAGGGACCGAGACCGAGAGCGUAGCCGAGACCGGGAUCGGGAUCGACCAUCAGACAAAACCCCCCGCAGCUCUGAGCGGCGCAGGAGACGCUCGCUGUCUCCACCUCCUUUACCGUACGAGAGGAGCAGCAGGCGAAAUGAGGAGCGGUUUGAUUCUUCCAGCAGCAAGACCCAGAGAGGAGCUGGGGUGAAGGAACGCAACAAACUGUCUACGGAGGAGCGCAGAAAGUUGUUUGAACAGGAAGUUGCUCAGCAGGAAGCUCAGAAACAACAGCAGCUUCAGCAGCAGCAGCUCCAGACUUUGGCCUACGAUCCGCUGGCCUAUGCCUCUAGCCCCGGUUUCAUCACCUAUCCCCCUGGAUACCCUAUACAGACUUUUGUGGACCCAACCAAUCCCAAUGCCGGAAAGGUCCUUCUUCCCACCCCUCCUGUUGAUCCGGGCCUCAGCUAUGAACAGACACCUCCUCAAGGCCUGGCCCCAAACCUCAGCCUUCCCUCUCCAUCCUCCACCUCCCAGGCCCCUCCAGUCUCUGACGUCUCCCAGCACAUCACCACCACCAACCUCACCACUGUUAACCCCCAGCAGUACACGCAGCCAACUGUAGCAACCCAGGAGGCAGGAGUAGCUGUGCUCUCUGUCCCAGCCCAGACGGCCCCUCAGGUACAAGGCCAGCAGAGCUACGCCACCCUCUGGGAUCCCACCACCCAGCAAGCAGUCACGGUACAGACCCAGCCGGCGCAGCAGUACGCUACAGCGCCGGGACCGGCUCAGACUCAGACAGCCAUCUAUUACCAGGGCCAGCCUUGCCAGACCAUCUACAGCAUCCCUACUGCCUACCCUCAGACCAACCCUCCUGUCAUUCAGGCUUACACUGAGCCCACAGCCAGCUACCUGCACAGCCAGCCGGUGUAUCCUGGUCACCAGCAGGGUGUGGUGGUACAGCAGGGAGGAACAGUCACCACCAUCGUCACAUCCCAAACUGUCCAACAGGAGAUGAUUGUACCCAACAAUGUGAUGGACCUGCCUCCUCCCUCUCCCCCGAAACCCAAAACCAUCGUCCUACCUCCCAACUGGAAAGUAGCCCGGGACCCUGAAGGCAAGAUCUACUACUACCACAUCGUCACUAGGCAAACACAGUGGGAUCCUCCCACGUGGGAGGGCAAUGCUGACAACACCAGUGUGGACCAUGAGUCUGAGAUGGACCUCGGAACACCGACUUAUGAUGAAAAUCCUUCCAGGUUUUCCACAAAAACGGCCGAAGCAGACACUUCCAGUGAAUUAGCUAAGAAAAGUAAAGAGACAUUUCGCAAAGAGAUGUCCCAGUUUAUUGUGCAAUGCCUAAAUCCUUACCGGAAACCAGACUGUAAAUCUGGACGCAUCAGCAACACCGAGGAUUUCAAACACCUGGCUAGAAAGCUAACUCACGGAGUCAUGAAUAAGGAGUUGAAAGCUUGCAAGAACCCGGAGGACCUCGAGUGCAAUGAGAAUGUGAAGCACAAGACUAAGGAAUACAUCAAAAAGUACAUGCAGAGGUUCGGCUCUGUGUACAGGCCCAAGGAGGAUACUGACGUGUACUGACCAGAACCAGGCACAGAUGUCCCUGCUGCCUCCGCGCUCACACUGGAGAGGCCUUCCCGUUCACUCCUCCCUGUAUGUUCUGGCCAGUCUGGACAGUGAAGUAGUUUCUUUUCAUUUUGUAUUUAUGUCGAAGCAUUUGCACUGCUGCCCACGAAUCUCUCCAGGCUUUGUGAAACGCACAGAAAGCCCCAUGAUUACAGACUUUCAGGUGGCUCGCCUGAGCGUGACGACACAGAGGGGUGCUACAGAGACAAACGUGUCCAAUGACUGUCUCAUUUUAAGCUUUUUGAUGUUUUUUUUUUUUUUUUUUUUUUAGUUCUUAAAUGUUCCUGAGAUAAUCACCUCUUUUUUUUACUUUUUAAAUACUUUCAGGCCCUUAACAAGGAUUAUUUAAUAAGGAAGUGGACCCUUGUACUGUUCAAAAAUGAAUCAGUGACAGAUCAGUCCAGAUGUUCUCUUCCCAGCCCACUUCCACUGGUGCUGCUUUUAACUGGGCUGCUAAGGGUCCAAGCUCUCGCUGUCCAAAUUCUGCUUACUUUCCCGUAAAAGCCUGCAGCCUCCUUAGUUUUCAGAAUGCAUGAAUAGGCCGAGGUCUAAGCGAUGUACCCACACUGGAGUUAAGUUUUAUUUGCAGUUCCCUGACAGAUCAGCUGAGGACGAGCCGAUUGGACAUGAGGUGAAAGGUCUGUAUUUACCUGAUGAUUUUAUCAAGUUAGAAGCUUAAGCAGGGAUGAAAGUUGUUUGUUUUGCUAUUUAAACCAAGGCGAUGUUUUUAAAUCUCCAUCUUUCUCCAACCUGCUUUGCUUCAUAUUCUUACAGGAAUACUAAAGUGUGUAGCAUUGCAGUUUUAAAAGUUGCUAAAAUGUGUUUUGCUUUGGGUAUUUUUACUAGUUAGUUCUCAUACAAGACCCUUAGCUUGGUCGACUUUGCUCCAUGAUCUCCAUUAAUUUAGCAUAUUUUUACUGUUGACAGUAAAGGUUUGUUCUUUAGCAUUAGCUCACUGCUUUUUCAGCCCAUUAACUUGCAUUAAACAAAGUUCCAACAUAUGUAAAUUGCUUUAUAUGUGAAUAUAUUGAAUAAUAGUUUUGGGAAUGUUUAAUGAGCAAACACUUUGUAAAAGGACUAUCAUUUCUUGAAUAAAGUGUAAAUAUUGUGUUGAAAAAUAAAAAGUACCAAAGCUGUAUGUAGGAGAGAAGGGCCCAGAAAGCCCCCCCAUCCUCACCAGCUCAGUCCUCCUGAUGCAGUUCCCACUUCAGCCUGUCUAACUCAGUUUUCUUUGUUUUUCACUGACCAGGGAGGUAAAUGUGUUUUUUUUUUCUGUAAUUGUUGAUGGUGUGUUUUUUUAUUUUUAUUUUUCUAUGUACAAAGUAAGUUCCACCCUACUCUACUGUAAGUAUUGUGUAAGCACAUUGUCAUAACGAGUGUACAAACAUUUUAAAAGAUAAUAAACUUCUUUUUU